Molecule: messenger RNA, 3529 nt
Organism: Mercenaria mercenaria
Lineage: Eukaryota; Metazoa; Mollusca; Bivalvia; Venerida; Veneridae
Exons: 2
Coding region: 1182-2669 (495 amino acids)
Source: RefSeq, a predicted model, not a curated record
GAGCCUAGUAAAAUGUACUUGAGCUUUUCAAGUAGACAUCAUUCAGUUCUCUAGAUAUGUUGCUUGAACUUGCAGCAGAUAAUUUCCUUUCUUAUAUACCUAUAUACAUGUGUUGUAAUUUUUGUCAAAAAUACAGCUUGUAUUUCACAAGUAAAUAUGAACAAGCAGAAAGAUAUCCGUAUUGUAGCUUUUGUAUCGUAUGUUUCGGACUACUUUCAUAUAAUAUGCAUAACCGGAUAGAGCACAUAAAAACUUCAUUCUUUUCUAGUUAAACAUCAACAAACAUAUUUCAUUCGAUAACAACGAAAACAAAACAAAUACACUUACAAAACAACAAACAAACAAAAAAUGUGGAUGUAAAUCUAGAUCUGGGAUUUUGUAUUCGGCUCUCUUAGAUUUUGCAAAAACGGAUCAAACGAGGCGCGAUCGAGCUACUAUUAUAAUAACUCUGUUUUAUUUUUUCUUGCAGUAGACAUUUUCUGUAUUUUAGACACAAUUUAAGGACAGUUUGGUUAGUAAGAAUUAACAAAAUAGUAGCCUUUAACUUGCUUCUUAACAUGUGUAUAAAAUUGGUAUAGUUCAUCUCUCGUCUUAGCUUCCUGGUGAAACAAACCAUAAAAUUGAAUUAUCCAAAUAUUGCUCAUGGUUGUCUAAGAUAGGCGAGUGACAAAAGCAGAUUUUAGAUCAAUAUCUACAGCCGUGGUAUCAAUUCUCGACGUCAAGCAUAGUUCAUCAAUUAGAUUUGCAUAGCCAAAUUUGGAUGCUGCAGAAACAUUUAUUUACAGCUAUUGUUGCAAAAUAGUGCAUAGAAAUAUGGAACUUAUCUAAUAUUUAUGAUAACUAAUGGAAUACAUUGAUCAACGAUCAAUUAGUUGUAACUGUAUUGGUAGCUGCGCGGAUUGGUUAAAAGGAAAAUGUUAGAAUAUAAAAGAAAAGAAAAUAAUUGUAACUUUUUCUGAAAUACUUCAUUAUGUACGACGUCUGUAAAAGAUCGACGUUUGAAAGCGUGGACUUAGAUUUCUCCUAUUGAAACAUUAAUUUAUUGAGAAAUUGGUUUGUUUCGCCUUUGUUAUAGGUGGUUCAUGUAUUUGCUAUGCAGGGAUGUUGCUACAGGAGAUUUUAUUAUGAUAUGCUAGUGUGGAUAUCUUCAGUUCUACGCAAAUACACUGUAAUACGUACAAAUGCCGAAUUUAUUACGCGCAGUAGUUUAUAAAAUGAGAUUUAAAACGAGGAAAUAUUUCAAAAUAUCAACCUUAUGUUGUGGUAUUGUGGUUUUAUUUUAUACACUGUUUCAAAGCAUUAACAGGAACAUAUUUAAACCAGAAUUUCUGUCGGAAAAUGACACAUUAAGUCAGCAGUUUUCUCUAAGAAGUAUUCACGUUCGUAGAAUAAAUGACUCAACAUUAGACAACCACAGUGUCGACGAAUGGAACUUGGAUAAUCAUGGUUUUAAUGUUGUAAGCACGUGUAAACAAACUUUAUUCCCAUUUCACCUCGCACGAAAAAACUCUUGGAGUGCAACGGACAGUAACAAAACGGCUUAUGUAUUUUCUGCGUACCUUUUCGACACGAACAAAACUGUAAUAAUUGGAAUAAAGACGGCAGGUUCCUCAAAGUUCUACUGCCAAUUUUGGUAUCAAAGUCCUCAUAAUCAAAACGUGAAGAUGAAGUCAAAAUUGGCAAAAAUAAUAACAAUAUCCGAGGGGCUUGGUUUAAGAUAUACGGCUCUAUUGUUCCAGUGCAUGCUGCCACAGUCAAGUGCCUUUCCAACACAUGUUUCCAUAGUAAGCGAACGCUGUGAAACACCGAUGAACUUGAUCGAUAUUCAGUUCUUGAGAAGCCCAUUUGCUAACAAGCAUAGGUUCACAGUUUGUCUUACACCACUUAAUUUUCGAUAUAAUCGUGAUUAUGAAAUACUAGAAUGGAUAGAACUAAAUAGAAUUCUUGGAGCAGACAAAUUCAUUGUUUACAAUUAUUCUUCCACCAUUAAUGUAGCACAUGUGCUAGAGUACUACUCAAAACGAGGCUUAACGGAAGUAGUGCAAUGGAACUUACCGGUAGGUGUAGAUACAUGGCCGAGAGAAAACAAAUCGGUCGAAAUACAUUAUUUUGGUCAGGUAGCUGCACUACAAGAUUGUCUUUAUAGGAAUAAGGGUGUCUCGGAAUUUAUUGUAAAUCUCGAUGUAGAUGAAUUUAUUAUUCCACAUGGUAAAAAUGUAACGACAUGGUCUGAUAUGUUAAGACAGCUGAAGCACGAUUCAAUAGUGUAUAUGUUUAGAAAUACAUUCUUUAAAAAGGAAUGGAACAAUACAGGCAUUGAAAUACACAAUAAAUCGUUAGUGGAUAAACUACGACUUGUAACACUUCGGAAACUGCAGCAUGAAAGGAAGUUGUCUCUACCAAAACAAAGGUCGAAAUAUUUUGCAAAAACUGCUGGGGUGUCUAAGGUGAUGAUACAUGAAGUUCCAGAAGUGACAAACCUGGUAGUUCCUAUAAACAUCGGACUUCUUCAUCAUUACAGAAACUGGGAAACUUUAAAUGACCCUCCACAGGCUAAGGUCUUGGAUAAAACUGUGCCUGAUAAAUUUAGUGAAAGUUUGAUUAAGAAUGUACUAAAGGUUAGGUCAGAUCUACAGCAAUCACCGAAAGGAAUACAAUGUUCGAAAUAGUGUUACAUGAACCAGCCUAAAAUGUAAGCCGGUUUGCAACUUUGGAAGCUGUUAUAGUAUGUGCCUCGGAAUAGAAAGAAAUGUUAGUGUCUAAUAUUUUCCAUUAAUUCAAAGUUUAAUGCAGUGUAAGAUAAUAAAAAGGUAAAUGAAUACUGUUUAACGUGUCUUAAUAACUACCUGUAUUAAGACUUCACUUGCCUAAAGUAGCCAGUCAAGUAAGUUUCCAACUGGACUUUUGAUUCUCAGUUCAACUUGUCUUAAACAGCCAUCUGUCUUAAAUAGCCAGAUUGUAAUAUUACCACCUCGGCUGGCUGCUUAGUACGUGGUUUACUGUAAGAUGCGGCUGAGAAACAAGAACUAUAGUCUACAUUAUUGUCCUAAGAUUAUUAUCAAUAAAUAUCAGUUAAGAUAAUUUCCAGCUAUUCAUAGAAAAUAAAACAGUACUGUAAAUUCAAAAAUUCAAAAUUACCAUAAUAGGUAUGAAAAAAUUUAAACUACUUUUAAUUUAUAGCCUCUAACUGUUAUUCUUUUCUUUGAUUUUAAUUUUUCUAUGCAAUACUGAAGGUACAGAAUUUAAGCAAAAGUUAUGACACUGUUUACAAUACACUGGAUUGAAUAAUUUACCCCAGACUUUACAAACAAAUGGUGUGAAAAUGUGUAAGUGGUGAAAAGGGUGUUGUUAUUAGAGAAAAUUGGGACAGUUCUUAAAACGUUUCAUCAGACAAUUGAAAUUUAGGUGAAAAAAUCCAUCAUUGAAAGUAUACUUUUAUGUGUAUGUUUUAUUUUACAUGACGUGUAUAAAACUUUUCAGAUCUUUAAUGAUAUAAGAUGAUCGAACAAUCAAAUACUUUUGAAUUGUG